Messenger RNA from Solanum stenotomum, 960 nucleotides. RefSeq lists its product as uncharacterized. The transcript has a single exon. The coding region runs from base 1 to 960 and encodes 319 amino acids. The record is from RefSeq and is a predicted model, not a curated record. NCBI's taxonomy places the organism in Eukaryota, Viridiplantae, Streptophyta, Magnoliopsida, Solanales, Solanaceae.
AUGAAUACGAGGGCUAACCGGAGGAUAGCGGAAGAGGAGAUAGAUGAUGGGGGAGUUCCUCCCCAAGGAGUGCAAGGUGGUCAAUCUCCUUUAGGUGUGCAAGAGAAUGAGGUUUCGGUGGUUCCCCCGAAUAUGACUAAUGGGGAGAUUAGUGAGGAUUUUCUCUCCCUAGCACUUGCCAUGACUACUCAAGCAAAUAGAGAUGUUAUUCCUAGGGUGAUUGAUAUUGAGAGUAUCGUGGCCUCAAGGUUAAGGGAUUUCACAAGGAUGAAUCAUUGUACCUUCUUGGGUUCUAAGGUAGAUGAGGACCCACAAAACUUUAUUGAAGAGGUUUUUAAGAUUGUGGAUGCCAUGGGAGUGACUCCUAUGAAGAAGGCGGAGUUGAUUUCCUACCAACUCAAGGAUGUAGCUCAAGUGUGGUUUGAGAAAUGGAGGGAUGAGAGACCCAUAGUGUCUGACCCAAUGGGUUGGGGAGUGUUUAAGACGACCUUCCUUGAUAGGUUUUUCCCCUUAGAGUUGAGGGAGAAAAAGUUGGUUGAGUUCAUGAACCUACGUCAAGAGAAUAUAAGUGUGAAGGAAUACUCUCUCAAGUUUACUGAACACUCUAAGUAUUCUCCUACCUUGGUAGAAAAUUCUAGGGCUAGAAUGAAUAAGUGUGUGAUGGGGAUUUCCGGUUUGGUGAAAGAAGAGUGUCGUACGGCCAUGCUCCAUCAUGAUAUGGAUAUCUUUAGUCUUAUGGUUUAUGCUCAUCAACUUGAGGAGACGAAACUUAGAAAGAUGAAUAGAGAUAUGAAGAGGGCUAGGCCGGAUGAACAAAACCAAUCUAGGUCUAUGAAGAGGUUCUAUAAACAAGAUUCUUCAAUGGUCAACAAUGAUAGGGUGUCUAACCAUAAACCUAAAAGAGGGAAUGGAGGUGGUUCUACUUUUGAGAGGACUAGGUGUGCUACUUGGGGAAAGUAA